CUCGGGCGUCGUCGUAGCCAGCGCAGACGCAGUCGCGUUCUCAUGCCUGGGCCGGGCACUGGAAAGGCGGAAGCUCAGCUUCCGGUGGCGGCGGCCUGAGGGGCCUCGCCCGCUCGCGACAAUCUUACCCUUUGCCGCUCUCCUACGCUAAGCCCUGGAGCGGCCGGCGAGCAGACCGACGAGUGCAGAGAACUUGCUUGGCCAUCCAGCAACUAUGAGUCUGCUAAAUUGUGAAGACAGCUGUGGCACCAGCCAUCCAGAAAGUGACUGCUGUGCCGGUGUGGCUAGUGCCUGUAGCACUGGCACAAAGGAUGACAGUGUAAACGGGAGCACCAUUCCUGGGAAUCUUCCCAGCUCCUUAAGGGAAGAGAUUCAAGGCUAUGAUGUGGAGUUUGAUCCACCCCUUGAAAGCAAGUAUGAGUGCCCCAUCUGUCUGAUGGCAUUACGGGAAGCUGUGCAGACCCCAUGUGGCCAUCGAUUCUGCAAAGCCUGCAUUGUCAAGUCAAUAAGAGAUGCAGGCCACAAAUGCCCUGUGGACAACGCAAUACUGCUAGAAACUCAACUAUUUCCUGACAAUUUUGCUAAACGGGAAAUCCUCUCACUUACGGUGAAAUGUCCAAAUGAAGGUUGCCUGCUGAAGAUGGAACUGAGACAUCUAGAGGAUCACCAGACACAUUGUGAGUUUGCCCUAGCAGAAUGCCCUCAGUGCCACCUUCCCUUUCGGAAAUAUCUCCUUCACAAUCAUAUGGUCGUGGAGUGUCCACGGCGACAAGUGUCUUGUGUGAAUUGUGCUGCGCCAAUGCCAUUUGAAGAGAAAGAGUUCCAUGACCAGAACUGCCCAUUGGCAACAGUCUUCUGUGAGUACUGCAGUACCAUGCUCAUUCGGGAACAGAUGCCUAAUCACUAUGAUAUAGACUGUCCAGUAGCUCCAAUUCCAUGUACAUUCAGUACAUUUGGGUGUCGUGAGAAGAUGCCAAGGAAUCAUUUGGCACGUCACCUGCAAGAGGAUACUCUGGCCCACAUGAGAAUGAUGGCCCAGGCCAUUGAGAACAUCAGCAUUGCUGCUUUCAACCCCAAGCUCCAUCAGCGUGAGGCCUCUUCCUAUGACACCAGCCCCUUACCCAGAACCCCUUACCCUGGACCCCAGAACUUCCAAGAAACCAUUCAGCAGUUAGAGAGCCGCCUUGUGAUACAAGACCAUCAAAUCCGAGAGCUGACAGCUAAGAUGGAAACUCAGAGUGCUUGUGUGGGCGACCUCAAACGCACCAUUCGAACCCUUGAGGACAGAAUUGCAGAGAUGGAGGCCCAACAGUGCAAUGGCAUUUAUAUCUGGAAGAUUAACAACUUCGGGAUGCACUUAAAAUCCCAAGAAGAAGAGAAGCCUGUUGUCAUCCAUAGCCCUGGAUUCUAUACCGGCAAACCUGGCUACAAGCUCUGCAUGCGCCUUCACCUGCAGCUACCGAGUGCUCAGCGCUGUGCUAACUAUAUUUCCCUCUUUGUCCACACGAUGCAAGGUGAGUAUGACAGCCAUCUUCCCUGGCCCUUCCAGGGCACGAUACGUCUUACUAUUCUUGAUCAAUCUGAAGCACCUGUGAGGCAGAAUCACGAAGAGAUCAUGGAUGCCAAGCCAGAGCUGCUUGCCUUCCAGAGACCAACCAUCCCCCGCAACCCCAAAGGUUUUGGCUAUGUGACUUUCAUGCACUUGCAAGCCCUUAAACAAAGAACCUUCAUUAAAGAUGAUACUUUACUUGUGCGUUGUGAGGUUUUGACCCGUCUGGACAUGAAUAGCCUACGGAGGGAGGGCUUUCAACCACGUAGUACUGAUGCAGGGGUAUAGCGAGUGGUCCUGCCAUAUGAAAAUGGAACAUUGCCCAGAGUGAGCCAGCUCCUGUCCUGGGCUCAUAACAUGGUCUAUGUAAUAAAGGCCAGGCUUUAUUUCUGAGUCAGUACAAGGGUCACUUCUCUGAAAACCUCUAAGCAAUGAAACACAAAUCAAAGCAGUGAUGAAGAAUAUGUAGUAUUUUAUCACUGUCAUAAAUUCUGUUCCAUGAACUGAAAACCAUACAUCAAAAUCAUAAAUCCAAAGUAUAAAACUAUAUCACUAUCCUAUGUCCUCACUCCUUCUGCGACAGUCUACAUUGAAGCAGUUUUCCUCUAGGAAAUGAACACUUCCUCUCCUACAGAAGAAUGGAAUCUGUGUGGUGCCUUUAAUGUAUUUUAACUGUUUUGUUAGUCUAAGAAUGGCCUUGAUUUUUCUUAAAGUUAAGACGAUUGACACCAAAGGAUUUUCCCACGAACUUUUAAUCCAAAGUAUACUAUGUUAUUUAUUCUCCAAAAGUCCUGGUAGAACAAUUGAAAUCCUCUUUCUCCUCUUGCCUCGAUACUCAGAACUUCUUUCAAGUUGUGUUGGUAUGAUGACUUAGACUUAAACUGAUAAUCACUACUGCCUUACCUACUUAGAAAAGAGAAAUAGAGAUUUGAGUUCUCAAUAUUGACCUCUGUUUUAAGGUCAAGAGAUUUGGUGCAGAAUGCACAUUUGCUGCUUUUUUCUCCCAAGGAAUGACUAACUGCAAGCAAAAUGAUUUAUAGCAGACUUAGACUUUUCAAAAAAAUUUUUACACUGAGACUAUUUGUAUUUUUUAAAAGGACUUUGAACUUUGCAACAGGAUUUUCCCACUGGGCAUUUCAACAUUAGAGACUUUUAAAAAGUCAUUACUGAAUAGUCUUGAGUCUUAAUUUCAAUGCUUAUUUCCUUGCACAUUUAAAACAUUUCCAUCUUCUCUGUGCUAGAAGUUUUGGAUAUCAAGAGCCCUAAGGGUAAUGGUUCCUGCAUCUUUUUGUGAUCUGUUGCUUAGAUGCUGAUAUCACAUACGACAUCUGUGGUCACCUGCAGAACCAAAGUUUGAGGCUAAAAGACAUAUGUCUAUAAAUAUGUAUGUUGAAUAUGAUGCAUCAUAAGUGUUAUAGAAUGUAUUUAUAUAUACACUCACAAUCGCAAACUUAAUAAUAGCCCCAAAUUUCUUUGCAAAUAACACAGCACACAAACAGUGUGAGAAAUAUGGAUGCACACUGCCCAAUCAUUUAAGCCAGCAAUUCAGAGCUAUUUGGGAAUACCUUGUAGCUUAAUUUUACACAUCACUAACACAUUCCCUAAGAUGCUGUUAUAAAUUAGGGUUUUGUUUUUUUCUUACUGAGGUGGAUUUAAAAUGAAUUUUAUUUGAUAAUUUUUCAGUAUCCUUUUCAGAGAUAGUCCAAAAAUCACUUAACAGAAGUAGGAAUUUGUCAGUGCGGACAGUUCUGUAGUCCAGUAUUUGAAGUGGUUGCCUUAAUUCCUCAAAACUAUAGGAUCUGAAUAGGAGAACUUAAAAAGAUAACCUUGAAUUCCCUCAAUAUUUCUUUGCAUAUUUUAGGCCCCUUGGAUAUUGCAUGUUGGAGUGAAAUCUAGUUCUGAAUACUAGUUGUUAACUGCACGACUUCCUAUUACAAACUACUGACUCCACCACGAAGGAGCUGAAUUGAAUGCCUUUUGACAGGAUAGGACAUUGAAGCAUUUAUUAAAUGUUGAUCAGCUAGACCGCUAACCAAUUUUUAUACUUUAGUCUUGUGCCAAGAAAAGUAAGAGUUUCCUGGUUUGACUAAAUUGACAUGUAAAGCUUUGAGGCCAUAUUUGUGUCUUAUCAACUGACUGGGUACUGCCCUCAAAUUUAUACCUCUGUAAUAUCCAGGGCUUUGCUAAAUAAAGCUCCUAAUAUAUCACGUCCUCUUGGGAGAGAAUUGUCUAAGCCAGUGUUUGGACUGAGUUUGCAUUUUCCCUAGAGAAUAGAGAAAGUAAGAUGUUGGAAAUCUGUACAGUUUUGCUAGCAGGGCUAUUGAACAGGAGGAGAAAGGAGAAGAGUCUAGGAGUUUAGUUAGAAGAACUAUACUGUUGCCAUAAAACUUAGAAUUUUUUGCUAAAUUUAUCCAUCAUAUUAAAACCAGCAUGGCUUGAAAUGAAACAGGGUUGUGCUUAGAAAUCACUCAGGCCAUUAGUGUAAAAAGAAUAUAUAUUUUAUGCUCCACCAGUUGCUCACUCCUUUUUACAAAAUACUCCCUCAGGAGAGCUCCUCAAGUCUUUCAGUUUUACUAAUAAAUAUUUUAUAUUAUUGGAGAAAACUUUAAAAACCUUUUUCAUCUUCCCAUGUAACUUAGAAUCAGAGUUGAAGAGACCCACAGAGGCCAUUAUUUAAAUGAUCCCUUUGUGAAACACUUCUCUUUUUAUCUUUUUGGAGAAAGAAGUAAUAGAUCUUAAAGGCCCAUUCCAGUUUUGUUUUUCUUUUUUGUUAAAAUGUUUCAAUGCUCUUUGUCCAUGAUGCCUCUUUCUUUUUUGCCCAAGCAACUGAGUGUUUUCCAAACUCUUUAAAAACAAGAUUGAUACACAUAAUAAUCUUUUCCACUAAGUAGUUAAGACCAUCUGUGUUGUAUGUAGCUGGCUGAUCUUGAGAAAGGCACAUCCCUUUUGAGCCUUACCUCUCCCCCAGCUAACUGCCUCCCUUCUUAGGUGGUUGUGAGGAUUAAAUGUGAAAAUUUGCAAACUACUGUGCUAUGCAAAUAUAACUUAAUUAUGAAAAUGUAAUUGUCAUCAGAGGGUGUUUUUGUUUUUGUCAUAGAACCAUAUAGUUUUGCUUAUUAUAUUUAGUCUCUGUCAUUUGACCUUUUUGACUCCAACUGGAUGCCAUAUGCAGCAAUGACUGCAAAUUACGUAAAUCUUUAAUCACACUUGGGAAGCCAUCUUAACAGAAGACUUGUACAACCUAACAAAAGGUGCUUUUCCUUCCUUCUCAGUAUGUAUCACCUUUUCUCUAUGUUCUUUCGAAGUUUUUCCAUUCAUCAUUCCUAAAGCACUCUUCCUUGGUACUUUGAAAUGGCCAGCUGCCUGAAGAAAGAGUAGGGAUGGUCUGAUUAAAUCAGUAUAGACCUACAUGUUUUGUUAUAUCCAAGCAUGCUGAUGUGACCUUUAUAUUCAAUCAGAAAUGAAUAUUUGUAGAGAGAUGCCUAGCUGGUUUUUUUUUUUUUAAUAUUACCCCAAUCUCUUCUGUCUUAGUUAACAGGCUUCCUCUUUUUUUAAUUGGAGAAUUAAUAUGCCAUUGACUUUUUUUUAAUGAAAGGUUAUUUUCUCAUAGCUAUCAGAAUUAAAUAUAGAAAAGUAUUCUGGUUGGGGAAGAUCUGAAAAGUCUGUAAAAUGGGACCAUUCAACUCAGGCUACAAAAGACAUAUACUUUAUGCCCUAUGUCCUCCCUAGCCAUCUGGCUCUCCAAGGAGGCCCAGGCACCAAAGCACAGCUCCCAGUAAUGCUUCUAGGCUAUUUCUAGGCAUCUAAGAGUCUGUUUUAGUCAUUGUUUCCCUGGCCUUUGCAAAAUACCCCACCACUUCUCCAAAGGUGACAGAGUAUCAGAGAGUAGGUAGAAAGAUAUUGUGUCCCCUACUUGGUGUGCAGAGGAACAUGGAACCUUGCACCUUCUUGCUUCCAAUGGGAAAAAGAGUUGAUUGAUCUAUAAUUAAUUUCCGACAUAAUCAAAGGUUUUUAAUUUUCAAAGGUUCCUUUCAGUGGAGCCUUGGAGGGUCAGGUCACUUAAAUUCCAUUGCUAUUAUGAGGAUUAUUAUUUGAGAAUGUAAUAACUGGUAUGUAUAUGUGAGAUGUAAUUAAUUUAAAGGCUCCUAAAACUUGUUUAGAAAAGUUUUAUCUUAUAUAGCUAAUAUACUUUGGGAUUGUCUUAUUUAUUUUUGCAUGAAGAGAUUCUUUUGUACAUAACUGUGAUUAAACUAUUUGUUUUUAAACAAAGAUCAGCCAUUCUGCUGUUAUUAGUCGAGAAUUACAGUGAUAUCGAUUUUUGCACUCAUUUUGCAAAGUACCAAGGUACCCAGAUCAUGUGUCAGAGAGAUAAAUGUAUAUUGAGUAUUGGAUAAAGCAUCACACCAAAAAUCAAAGGAAUUUAUUCUGACCACUGAUUGUGUGACCUUGGGCAAAUGACUUCUGUGCUUUCAUUUUUUCCAUCAAUGACAUGGUAAAUUAUGUCAUCAACUUGAUAAAUAAAUUUGAACAAUGAAAUCACACACCUGUAAAAAUGCUUUAUAAAGCCUGUAAAAGAAAAGGCACCUUAUAAAUCCAGAGCUUGUUUUAAUGAUGCUAAUUAAAUAAAGUAUAACUAUACAUUGUGAGAAAAGCUAAUUAGGACAGAAGAGGAGUUGAUCAGCCUUUUUAUGAAAUGAAGCACAACACACCCAGGGCCAUCCCUUCCAUGUCUUCAUUACAUAAAUAUUUUUAUUUUGAAAGAUUGCUGCUUUAGGAGUUUCUAGCAUAUUAUAUAUACAUAUGCACAUACACUUAUGUAUGUGGGUAUAUAGAUAUUUAGAUCUAUAUCAAUAGACAUAUCUGUGUUAAAAAACUCACCAUGUAACUGCCAGAAUCUAUUUAAGUGUAACUUGUGACCCUUUACAGAUUGCUCAUUUAAUGUUCCGAUUUGGGGGGCGGUGUUAAAAAAGAGGGGUGUGGGUCCGGGUGCGUGUGCUGGCUUGGUUCUGUUCUGCCCCCACUGUUUUAAAAUGCUUCAAAUAAAACCUUAAUUCACUCUCAGGUAGUAAAUAAAUGCCAUAAGAGCCUCCCAAGAGGGUGGAGGCCAUUGUAAAAUUCAAGGGUGAUGUCAGUAUUGCGGAAAGGCUGUGACUGUUAUUGCCCAGAACAGGCUGGAUCCCUGUAAGCGCCAGCUGGGCAGGGCCUGGGCAUUUAUCUGCUGCCCAGCUAGCACCAAGCACAGUGGCUCCUAUCUAGCCCCAGGAUCUGAAGGGCGAGUAUAAAAAAAAUUGUCUGGAUGAAUCCAUUCCAAAUAUUUAGGGAGUUUUCUCCCCAAAUUGGUUUGGAGGCUAGGAGGAGCCCUAAUCACUAGUUGUCCCAAUUCUCCCCUCCCUUUGGUGGACACAAUAAGAAGCUCAUGCUUCUAGAUCUCCAUCCGAAGAGAACUUGGUGCCAUAGGAUUGGAUACUGAUGGAUAGGACGGAUGGACACUGACUCGAUGGCCUCCGUCUUGAGACAUUUAGAGACUGUCCUGGACAAGCAGAGGUCGUCCACAAACACCUCCCCGUCCUCCCACCCCCAGCCCACCUCACCUUCAUGAAUGUUUUGUGAUAAAGAUAACACAUACCUUUUCCCUGUCUCUCUCCUGGCCUGUCUACCGCACUAGUCCCACCAUAAGAUGUUGAUUGGCUUGUCUGUAUUUCCUCUUGUAGCUAAAAAAAGAACCAGUGUUUCUAGAAAAAUGAAAAAUAAAGUUUUAAUGUUA
This is a messenger RNA of Monodelphis domestica (gray short-tailed opossum), 7313 nucleotides long. RefSeq names its product TNF receptor associated factor 6 (gene TRAF6). Gene Ontology annotation, cellular component: plasma membrane signaling receptor complex. The record is from RefSeq and is a predicted model, not a curated record. Gene Ontology annotation, molecular function: zinc ion binding; ubiquitin protein ligase activity; tumor necrosis factor receptor binding. NCBI's taxonomy places the organism in Eukaryota, Metazoa, Chordata, Mammalia, Didelphimorphia, Didelphidae. Gene Ontology annotation, biological process: regulation of apoptotic process; protein ubiquitination; regulation of canonical NF-kappaB signal transduction.